AUGCCUUUAUUGUCAGAGGUCUCAUUUACAGUGCUCAGAAGGUACUUUUUGCACACCUUACACUUGGUAGAACGCCCAUGUAAUCCUUGUCUCAAUAAGAACCAAGAAUGCGUCGAGGGCCAAAGAAAGCUAUGCAAGUACUUGCUUAAGGAUGCCAUCGUGACGACGACGACGACGACAACGACAUCUAACGCCCCGCCAGCUGCUUUGGAUAUCCAGAAUGAUGAAUUUGGAGAUGCAUUUUUACUAAAGUCAGAAUACAAGGACUUGCGGGACUUGGUAGAAAUCCCCGACUUUUACGCAAGCGACGAGCCCUCCUUUGCUCCAUCGCUUUCGUCGCCAGGUAGCUUUAUUGAUUGGAGACUGACAAAACAGGAUUUGGACCGAUCCAUUGAAACGAUUUAUUCAUCCAGCGACAUUGUUCCUUUCAAUUACGAUGCUUCAAACAAAAUUUUAUUAACUUGGCUCGAAAGGCAGAAUUUCGAUAAGAAAGAACUGACCGAAUUUUUGUCGCUAUUUGAGAUUUACAAUGUGGCGCUGUUGGACACGAUCAGGAAUCUCUCCUGUGAAGAUCUCGUUCACUGUGAAAAAUCGUUUCUACGUCAAGUGUCCGAGGCCAGUUACAUCAUGGGACUAUCGGGGACGCCUGUCGCACUCUGGCGCAGCUCAGGGGAGCUUGUCGCUGCAAAUAGGGAGUUUGGCCAGAUCUUGAAAAUACCUCUGGAAAUCCUUGCCAGUGGCACUUUACGGAUUUAUGAACUGAUGUCUCCCGAGUCUGCAUUUUUGUAUUGGAAACGAUACCUAUGCAUUGCUAACGACCUGUCGGCGCCCCAAUCAUUUAGCCUGAAAAUUGAGACAUCCUCGCUUUCUUUUCUAUUGUGGCUUCACGUUAAGCGCGAUCCGUUUGACCUGCCUCGCAUUGUGAUGGGCCAUUUUCUUCCUCUAUUUUCCGCCUGA
Messenger RNA from Mitosporidium daphniae, 957 nucleotides. RefSeq lists its product as uncharacterized. The coding region runs from base 1 to 957 and encodes 318 amino acids. Gene Ontology annotation, cellular component: nucleus. The transcript has a single exon. Gene Ontology annotation, molecular function: RNA polymerase II transcription regulatory region sequence-specific DNA binding; DNA-binding transcription factor activity. NCBI's taxonomy places the organism in Eukaryota, Fungi, Microsporidia. Gene Ontology annotation, biological process: cellular response to starvation. The record is from RefSeq and is a predicted model, not a curated record.